AUGUCUCCUUACAGGAUGGUCUAUGAAAAAGCUUGCCAUCUUCCAGUUGAAAUCCAGCAUAAGGCAUAUUGGGUAAUGAAGAAGUGCAACUGGGAUUUAGAGGCAGCUGAGGAGGCCAGACUUUUACAGCUUCAGGAGUUGGAAGAGCUCAGGCUAGAAUGUUUUAACAAUUCUCUGAUUUAUAAGAAAUGGGCGAAAGAUUUUCAUAACAAAAUGAUUGCGCCCAAGGAAUUUCAAGUAGGGAAAAGGCUGAAGGUCUUCCACGAUGGCAAGUCUUUGGAUUGCUUUGACAUCGCCUACCGAUUGGAUUCACCGAUCUACAUAUGA
Molecule: messenger RNA, 327 nt
Organism: Benincasa hispida (wax gourd)
Lineage: Eukaryota; Viridiplantae; Streptophyta; Magnoliopsida; Cucurbitales; Cucurbitaceae
Source: RefSeq, a predicted model, not a curated record